UCCAUGAAACACGGCGCUCUGCCUCCCCUUCAGUUGCGUCCUAACGGCAGAUGGGAGCGCAGAAACAACGCAUGUAGCUUCACUGUCAUAUCAUUGAUGUUUCCAAAUAUCCGCAGCAGCUCGUGCAGCUAGAUUGUGGUCGAUUUCGGACGUGCAAGCGACGCAACUCCUGCUUGGAAUCAAAUUUUCUUUUGUCUGCGCAACUGGCAUCAACAUUUUUUUUCUGAUGUGUGAUCAGGGAUCGGGAAGUAAACACGCUGGCCUGCGCACAUGAUUAGAGGCGAGGUGCGAUUGAUACCUCAGACUCAGAUUGUCCUUGAUCGCAAGUUGAUUUUACUUCGGAGCAGAGGAACUGUGGGCUCCAAUGGCGUCAAUUUCGAAGGUGUCUAUUCUGGAUUACUUUAAUAUUGUGUUUGAAGGUGAAAAUGGCAAAAUCGAGUCCAACUGCAAGGCUUGUGGUACAAGGAUCCAGGCGAAGCGGAGUGUCACGUCCAACUUCGUAACGCAUCUCAAGCGGAAGCACCAGGCGAUGUAUGAUGACUUUGUGAAAAGAAAGGAUAUGAAGAGAGAGGGUUACUCCUCUGGUUCCCUGCAUAGUUUCACCACAAAUGGAGGGAAUGGCCGCUAUACUGUCCCCAUCAGCACUCGAGUGGGAGGAGGAGGAGGAGGUGUUGGAGGAAUCGGAACUCUUGAGGGAGGAGCAGGAGGAGGCUCUGGAGCAGGAGGGGUGACCAAGUUUGACAGACAUGACCCACGUCAGGUUCUGAUCUCUGAGGCUAUAGCUAAAAUGAUUGUGCGUGAUCUGCAGCCAGUGUCCAUCGUGGAAAAUCAAGGCUUCAGAGAGCUGCUUCAGCUCCUGGAGCCACGUUACACCCCUGAGCCCCAGCACUACAUCCAGAGCCAGCUCCUCCCAGCCUAUGCCUACCAGGCCCAGCUCGCAACCCGGCAGGCCCUGACCUCAGCGCAUGCUCUCAGUCUCAGCCUGGAUCUCUGGAGGGGUUUAACUGGAGCCACUUCAGGGUACCUUGGUGUCACUUGCCAUUUUCUCACAUCUGAUUGGCAGAUGCGUUCAGCUCUCCUUGCAUGCCUUCCCCUGACUGGAGGCAGCUCUGGGAGCCGUGUGCUUUCAGAUUUUGAUGAAGUAUGUCACUCCCAUGGCGUGUCAGGCAGAGCAUUUCGUGUGGUUGCGGACCCUUUCCUGGCAACAACAACAGCAACAGUAAAGCCAUGUUAUCUUCCUGGUUUCCUGGUUUCACCUUCUCUGGCUAACGGGCAAGACGAAGUUGAUGGAGAAGAGGCAGACAAUGGUAACAAUGUGGAGGAAGGGAUCAGGAAUGGCCAUGGUGAUGGAGGAGAAGAAGGGGAGUGGGAGGACUCAUGGGAGCAGGGUCUGGGUGUUUGUCGAGUGGACUGUUUUUCUCGCUCUCUUGAACAGUGCAUCAGAGAGGGGUUACACUACUGUCCACAGGUCACCUCCACACUGGCCAAGGCUGCUUGUUUCUAUAACUACAUUACCUCUGCUGUCCCACCUGAGAAACUAAGCCAGGUGUUUGAUGGUCCUGGGUUGAGCAUGGGGGGUCCAGGAAGUACCCCUCCUGCAGCAAGAGACUGGGCUUCUCAGCUUAAGGUGCUUCGGCGGCUUCUGGACUCUGUGGAGUUUCUGGAGGAGGUGAGUGGUCCAGGGGAGCUGGCACUGGGUGGUUCAGAGAGAGCCCUGCUGAGAGAGCUUACUGAGACAUUGGAGCCCUUCACUGAGGCCUGGGACAUGGUACAAGGGGACAGACAGGCAGACAUACAGACAGACAGACAUGUGUCCAUCAGCCUUGCUCUGCCAUGUGUUCUCGGCCUUCGUAAGCAUCUCUCUGAGACGUCAACUCCUCACUGCCCCUCUCUCCUGGUGGGCCUCAGCCAGGCUGUAGAGCGUCGGCUGGCCCCUGUCCUAGAGGACCCUCUCUACAUCACUGCCACCACCCUGGACCCGCAAUUCAAACUCACGUGGAGCAGCAACCCUGACUGGCACAGACAAGUUCUCAUAGAGGAGUUGUCCAAACAUUCCACAGCCUCCAGCCCCGUAAACCCCAACACAGACCUACAUCCUCAAUCCCAGACCCCUCCUGCCCCAGCUCCAUCGCCAGUCUCCUCGCUCUCUCGGCCCUGUAAGCUGUUCUCUUUCAUCAAGCAGAGACCCACAACACAGGCCAAGAGCCUAGAGCAGGAGCUGGCCGUCUACCUGCGAGAGGAGCCCACAGAGGAGGAGGCUUUGCAUUACUGGCGGCGUAAAGCGAUUGACUUUCCUUUGCUAGCCCAGGUGGCCAAGAGGGCAUUUACCAUACCUGCUUGUGGCACUGUAGUCGAGAGCAUUUUUACUGCUGCUGGGCACUGUCUGCGGCCAGAGAGAGGCCGCGUCUUACCAAAGAACCUGGAAACACUCAUCUACCUCAAAGCAAACUACAGAUUAUUAUGGACUUAAAGCAGUCAGGCAUUUCUUUUACCCAAAAAACAACUGAAGGCUUUAUACCUCCAGCAGAGUUACUUCUUGGAUACUAACCCCCGUUCCUCUCUAAGGAUACUGAGCUAGCAGCAUAACAUAGUCCUCAUCAUUUACCCAAAAUGACCAGACUGCAGUAGGUGUGGAUUACUGCCUGUUUACCGUGUAGCCUGCAUACAGACUAUCAUACCACAUGCUGCGGACCAAGGGGACUAGAAGCAGAUCAAUAGUAAAGCAUUUACUUUGACAUGAUUUUGUCUGGACAAGGUCUUAAGACAACCACAAGACUGCAAAGCCCCAACACUCAAUCCUCUGAACCCUAAACACAGCUUGUAUCUGUGAACUGACAAACCAACAAUAACCAAAUGGUCAUUAAUUGUAGCAUAUGAUUUAUUUUCACUGAGAUAACCAAGUAUUAGUCAUAGCCCUAGAGGUUUUGACUAAUUCAUUUGUUGUUUUUUAAAAGAAGACAUCAGCUGCUAAACAAUAUGUAUCAUCCAUUUAUUCUUUUCUCUCUCUGUAUGUAUGCCUCAUCACUGGGACAUCAUGAUUAACAAGCUUCACAUCCUAAUGCAGAGGUGUGUGCAGUUUGCAGAUGUGAGUGCACUCAUGCAUGUACACCUUUUUUCUUGCCAGUGGAGAAAAGCUUGAACCUGCUUCAUAUAUCCAAUUUUUUUGCCCUAAUUCAUUUAUAUUUUCCUCCUUCCAGUCCUUUAUAACUCCACAUGGGCUCUCUCAGAGUGGGGGUUAAUUCCAUUUCAUUUUCUUUACCACCACUUUCUUCCAUUUUCAAUCAAUGUCGAAUUCUACUUCAGAACUCUCAGCAAUUUAAAUGGGUUUGACCCUGCUUCGGCCCCAGCAAAUGAGCAGAGGAUGUGUGCAUGUGGCACAACAUUGGCUUUUGCUUUGUCUGACCUCACUGAAAUAUUUUGAAAUCAUUUUGCAGGGCAGCGCUUUGAAGGAGAAACUAUGAGCGUUGGAAUGUGUGUUUGACUUUAUUCAGGGAAUCUUUUACUCUCGGUCGGGCCGGUGGGGAUGCUGCGUAAUUGCAUGUAAUUCCAUUACAGUUAAAUUUGAGUCAGCAGGCAGUCAGCAGUCACAUUUCUUUCCCUCAAAGCCAACUAGGCUCACAACACCGUAUUAAUCAAAAUGAAUGACAGGAAACUAUAAGUAGCUACUGAACUCUACUGCUAAAUCAGAAGGAACAAACUGUUUGAAUGCACUGAUUAUUUUUUGUGAUAAGUAAGGAGCAACAGCAUCAAUUGAUUUGUAGAUGACUGGCUGUGAAAAAAUUAGUAUGGAUCUGAUUACGAGGGUUACAUCUCUUUUUUCCAGACUCCAAAGCAGCAUCAUCCCAGUGUUAUUGUGUUUGUUGUAGUUCAAAAGCACUUCAGAGGAAGUGUGUUAAUCUGUGUGAGAUACAACGAGAUUCUCCUCAUAGAUCAUAAUUAUCAAAGAUUGCUGUGAUCUUAAUGAUUAUCACUGCAGGACGUCUCUGUGGAUUUAGAUGUGUCGCUAGAUAUCUGGGUGGAUGUGUCAGUGUGUUUAUCUUUGAAAAGUGUUUUCGCCGAUCCCCAUGGGUGUGUUGUUGUUUGCGAGUGUUAUGUGGAGCAGCUUGAUUCGUCUCUCCCUCCCUCCCCCUCAGGCCCCCCCACCCCCGGCUAUGACAGCUCAUCCAUUUGAGUUAGUCGAGCAGGCUGGGCUGCGGUCCUAUUGGUAAUUGCCUCUGAAAUGAAUUACUUGGCAGAGAGUGAGACUGAGGUAGGAAAGGAAAUUGUAAUUGAACUGCCCCCUCCUUCCUCCACUCUCCCUUAUGCCUCAAGUUAUUACAUCUGCAGUGCAGAAAGCUGUUUUUGUCUGCACAUAGACACAUAGAUGCAAAAAUACACACGCUCUUACAAAACCAAUUUCCCCCUCCCCCACGCAAUGGCCUCAGCAGAGGACCAUAUUGAUGCAGGGUGAUUUCAUAGAUUGAUUGUUCACGGGCACAUGCACACUGGGCCACACUUCACUCUUGCACUGUUUUUUUAACACUAUAUUUUGUAUUGUUUUUACAAAAAGUGUUAUAAAAGGAAAGAUAAGAAAAAAAACAAAACAAAAAGGAAACAAAAAGAUCUGGAUUGACAUUACACACAAACAUUGUUCAUUUCUCCCAGUUCUCUUGACACCGCCUAUCUUGGAUUUUUAUCCUUUUCUUUAACAGUUCCAGAUCAUAUAUUUCAUUCAUAUUUGUCAGCCAUUCAUCACGUGUUUAUGGUUCAGCCUUGUACCACCUCGUAAUGAUGGCCUUAUUGCAAGCUGCCAACAUGAUUUUCAGUAGAUAUCUGUCUUCUCUCAACACAGUGCCCCCUGUCAUAUUGCCAAAAUAUAGAACCAAACAUGACCUUGGUACAUCAUAGCCCAGGAAUUUGAUAAUAGCCAUAUGAAUGUCUAUCCAAAACUGUACAAUUUCAGGACAAAGCCAAAAUACAUGGCUAUGACUCACAUUUGCUGCCCCAAAUCUUCUCCAACAUUAUUGUGCAAUUUGCUCUCAAUCUGGGUUGUCAUAAAGAAUCUUAUUAUAUUCUUCCAACAGUGCUCUCUCCAAGUACAUGCGGAUGUUGUAGAGUGUUGUGUUCUCCAAAUAUGCAACCAUUUAUCUUCUAUAAUAUUAGCACAUGGUUCAUUUUCCCACUUCAGCUUCACAUUUAGUGUUGUAUUCACUCUUGCACUCUUAUUUAUAGCAUAGAGACAAAUACUCUGUGUUUGUGUUUGUUUGUAUUGCACUGAUUCCCAGCUGCCCCUAUAAGGGGUGCCCUCUCAUUGGCCUUUGUGUAUUGCUAACGGGGCUGCAGGUCACCGGAGUUGGCAAAAACAAAUGUGGUGUUCAGUAUCAACAGACCCCUGGUUACCCCAUACACACAGCUAAGCAUCGUUAUUAAUAACCUGCCUGUUGCUGGACUGUUGACAGUUAAAGCCAGAUGGAUUAAAGAGCUGCCUCUCAUUUUGUUUGAAGUUGUACAUUUAUACAGAGACUCUGGAAGCUUCCUUUCUUUAUUUGGCAAUUGUAUAAAGUGAUUAAGAGAUGUAAGUCCAGUUUUGAUCCAAAGUUAAUCAUUCAAAACAUGGUCAUUCACUCUUAUGUUGUCCUUUGACCUUUUAACAGCCAGGGCAUGGAAAGAGGAGGAGUGUGUCAACCUAUCCCUGCCCUGGCCAGACAUGCAUAUGUUGUGACUCCAGCCACGGCACACAAUAGGGUCUAUUUCUGUAAAUGCACUAGGGUUAUCACUCUACUUACCCUAAGCUAUCUCUCCCCUCUCUGUCCCUCCCUUUCUAUCUAACACUCUCACCCAAGUACUCUAAAAUCAUG
Messenger RNA from Plectropomus leopardus (leopard coralgrouper), 5837 nucleotides. Its product is annotated as zinc finger BED domain-containing protein 4. Gene Ontology annotation, biological process: regulation of transcription by RNA polymerase II. Gene Ontology annotation, cellular component: nucleus. The record is from RefSeq and is a predicted model, not a curated record. Lineage: Eukaryota; Metazoa; Chordata; Actinopteri; Perciformes; Serranidae. Gene Ontology annotation, molecular function: protein dimerization activity.